AUGUAUCAUCGUGGACAACGUACACCAUCUACGAAUUCUGGCUCUAGUAUGUCACCUCCAAGUGCAACUCAUAUUUCUACACCUCAAAUGUCUCGUCAGACAUUUUCAAUUGCUCAAGCAUCAUUGAUGGCUGAUGAAGAUGACAUUAUUCGCAAUCACCUAUUACUUUCACCUCGCUCAACAAUAAAAGAAUUGUGUACGCCCCGUGAUGUACCUCGUCCACCAUCGGAUGUUCUAAAUCGUUUGCCAUUAGGUAACUGUUCUCCGUCUCUAGCGAAAUAUUGUCGUGCAUCUCGUGUUUCCACAUCUACAUCGACUACGACGUUGCCCGAUAUGCUUUUGACGUCAAUGAACAAUAUCAAUUUUUUACAUCCGACAAUGGUACCGGUACCACCAGCUACCUCUCUACCAACAGGGUCAACAUCAAAGUCUUCGUCUUCCCCACACACAUCGCCACUACUAACAGUGAAUGGUACAUUGAACAGUACUCGUAAAAAAGUCAUAAUUCAACAUCUCACGCCAGGCGCUUGUGCCAUUAAAGGACGAUUAAAAACAACACUUGGUCAAAAACGAAAACAUCAAAGGCAAGUUUGA
Molecule: messenger RNA, 594 nt
Organism: Didymodactylos carnosus
Lineage: Eukaryota; Metazoa; Rotifera; Eurotatoria; Philodinida; Philodinidae
Source: the annotation of a GenBank genome assembly